Molecule: messenger RNA, 2326 nt
Organism: Danio aesculapii
Lineage: Eukaryota; Metazoa; Chordata; Actinopteri; Cypriniformes; Danionidae
Gene: inpp5jb
Product: inositol polyphosphate-5-phosphatase Jb
Exons: 13
Coding region: 80-2056 (658 amino acids)
Biological process (GO): phosphatidylinositol dephosphorylation; negative regulation of peptidyl-serine phosphorylation
Cellular component (GO): ruffle; cytoplasm; plasma membrane
Molecular function (GO): phosphatidylinositol-3,4,5-trisphosphate 5-phosphatase activity; phosphatidylinositol-4,5-bisphosphate 5-phosphatase activity
Source: RefSeq, a predicted model, not a curated record
CUAACAAAUCCAGAGUGAUUUAUAGUGAUAAAGAGCGGAAAUGACUGAUCCACUGUUGUAUUUUGUUCACUAGGUAAGGAUGGAAGCGGAGCAGCAGAUUCAAAGCGAAUCCAAAAGCAAUGAUCUGGCGUCAUCUGCACCACCAAAAGCACCAUCAGAAGCAUCUCCUCCUGCAGUCCCGUCGGCUCCGGCCAGACCACGGCGGCCCCAGAGGAGUCCACGAGUCGAAGGAUCUAUCGACGUAUCGGAGCCCAAACCUCCAGAGUCUCCAAAACCCAGCAGCCAUGAUGAACCGAACGCUGAAGCUCAGGCUCAGCUCAGAGUUCAUGGACCUCCGACUGCGCUGAAGCUUUCAGGACAUGCUUCUGUGGCUCGGAGCCAUAUUUCCAUGAGGGCCGCAUCGCUUCCUCAGGCUCCGUCAUAUAAGCCUCCGUCUGCAGAGUCAGUGCUUCACCCGCAGCGCGCUCUUUCUGUCGCCGGCACCGCAGACACACAGCCGCAGGUGGCAGAAGACUUCAGGAUUCACAUUGUCACAUGGAACGUGGGCUCAGCGAUGCCUCCGGAAGACAUCACUAAUUUGCUGGGGCUGAAUGUUGGAGAUGGAAACACAGACAUGUAUAUUAUAGGCCUACAGGAAGUGAACUCAAUGAUCAACAAACGACUCAAAGAUGUUCUUUUCACUGACCAGUGGAGCGAAGUCUGCAUGGACGCUCUCAGCCCCUUCGGUUAUGUGCUGGCCACGUCUCAGAGGAUGCAGGGAAUGUUGCUGCUCGUCUUUGCCAAAUAUUUUCAUCUGCCGUUCCUGAGGGGGAUUCAGACACAGACCACUCGCACCGGCCUCGGGGGGAUCUGGGGGAAUAAAGGAGGCGUCAGUGCGCGGAUGACUGUGUUUGGUCACUCAGUCUGCUUCUUGAACUGCCAUCUGCCCGCACACAUGGAGAACACAGAGCAGCGCAUGGAGGACUUCGAGAGCAUCCUGCAGCAGCAGCAGUUUGACGGACAGGCUGCUACUGGUGUCCUGGACCACGAUGUGGUUUUCUGGUUCGGAGACCUGAACUUCCGAAUCGAGGAUCUGGAAAUGCAAGUGGUGAAAGCAGCCAUCGACAACAACAAGCUGUCCGUAUUAUGGGAGAAAGACCAGUUGAAUAUCGCCAAAGACAGUGAGACGGUGCUGGAAGGUUUCCAUGAAGGGCCGCUUAAAUUCCCUCCCACCUAUAAGUUUGAUGUGGGGACAGACACAUAUGAUACAAGUGGUAAAAAGCGUAUGCCAGCCUGGACUGAUCGUAUCCUGUGGCGCUUGCGGCCGAUGGCUCAGGUCAGCAACAGCACCUCCAAACGCAGCUCUUUAUCAGGUCUGACCAGUGGAACCCGCGUUUCACAGCAUUUUUACCGCAGUCACAUGGAGUACACCGUCAGUGACCACAAGCCCGUAUCCUCUAUCUUCACUCUGCAGUUCCCGUAUAAGGUGGACAUGCCGUUGGUGACAAUCUUUGUGGAGGACGAAUGGAGAGAGAUUUCAGAUGCAGUGGCCAGAUUCAAGGUGGCGCCCAACUUCGCUCGAAGCUCCUGGGACUGGAUCGGCAUUUACAAGGUUGGGUUUAAGCACCAUAAGGAUUACGUGGCGUAUACUUGGGCCAAGCAGGAAGAAUCAGAUUUCCUGAGACAGGAGCACCAGGUGAAUUUUUCAGAGGAAGAACUGCCGAAGGAGUCUGGGGACUUCAUGUUGGGUUAUUAUAGCAACAAUACAAGCUCCAUUGUGGGCAUUACUGAGCCAUUCCAGAUUCAGUUGCCAGCCUCGGCUGCAGCAGGUCUGAGUCCGUCUGACAGCUCCGACUUCACGUCAGAUGAUGAGGUGAAAAAGCCUGAUUCUAGAGACUCGAGUCCUGAAACUGAAGAUCCUGUGAGCUCCAGACUCGCAGAAGAGCAGACAGCAAAACCCAGCCGACCGCACGCCAGACCGAGACACACCAAACACCACGGCAGCAGUGCAGUCCAGCCCUCCGAUGAGCCUGAAAACUCAGGAAAAGCUGCAGCCGAGCCAGAGGAGGAGCCUUAGCCAACCCAGCGGUGUCUCUGGAGGAUCACAUCAGCUCACGGUCGCAGGUUCUGCUGGGUCUGUGAUGUCCUUGUACAUUUACCGUCCUGUAAUGUUGUUUGGAGGUGUUGUCUUAUAUGUGCGGGAAGCGUUUAGUAUGUGGUUCCCUCCUGAAAAUACAAGAGGACAGACUAAAUUGCUUGUGCCUGGUUAGUUUAGUUGUGUGUAUCAUACUACUCAUCAAUUUAUUCUCCUUUUUUCUGACUGCACAAGACAAAACCCAGAACACAA